Messenger RNA from Rhinolophus ferrumequinum (greater horseshoe bat), 2369 nucleotides. RefSeq names its product HEXIM P-TEFb complex subunit 1 (gene HEXIM1). NCBI's taxonomy places the organism in Eukaryota, Metazoa, Chordata, Mammalia, Chiroptera, Rhinolophidae. Gene Ontology annotation, molecular function: 7SK snRNA binding; cyclin-dependent protein serine/threonine kinase inhibitor activity. Gene Ontology annotation, biological process: negative regulation of cyclin-dependent protein serine/threonine kinase activity; negative regulation of transcription by RNA polymerase II. The transcript has a single exon. The record is from RefSeq and is a predicted model, not a curated record. Gene Ontology annotation, cellular component: nucleus; nucleoplasm; cytoplasm. The coding region runs from base 695 to 1771 and encodes 358 amino acids.
UUGGAAGUUGGCAGGUGGAGAGGCAGGUUGGGAGGGGAAGUUGGGGGAGGAGGCGGAAGAGGAGCUGUCGGAAGGGGGAGGAGGGAGGGAGGGGAGGAAAAGAGGAGGAGGCGGAGGAGAGCUGAGCUGAGCUGAGCAUCGAGCCAAAGGGGAGAUGAGUUUGUCUGUCCUCGGAUGAGGCUCCGGCCGGGCCUAGGGAACUGGGAGCUCGCGUUGGAGCGACACCCGUGGAAGUGGGAGGAGGUGGCUCUGGGUCCUUAACCCCUUGUGGGCUCUGCGGCAGGGGAUUUAACCCUUUGUGGAUCCGGCCCCUCGGAGGUAGCGUCAUCGGGUAGUUUUAACUCCUUCGGGGCUGGGUUUAACCCGUUGGACUUUACCUCAUCUCCUUGCCCAUCUACUCCUCGAUCGUGGGGGCGCUCUGCUUGGAGGCUUGAGGCCCACCCCCUCCACAUUACGUACUGUUCCUGCUGCUGCACCCCUUUGGACCCGCUGUGGGCGCUUAACCCUUUACUGACGAGCUCCCCCAAGUUGCAAUUGGAGUUGGUUGACAGAAGGAUUGGCUAAAGGCGUCACUGCAGGAAUUGCUGACCGAAGUGGACUCUGUUGGACAUUUUAAAAAAGAAAAACCUCUUUUUUUCCUUUAAGGACUUACAGCCAACAUUUUUCAAACUUCCAGAAGAGGACUCUGUUAGCCAUGGCCGAGCCACUCUUGUCGGAAUAUCAGCACCAGCCUCAAACUAGCAACUGUACAGGUGCUGCUGCUGUCCACGAAGAGCGGAACCCCGAUCGACCCCCAGGCGCGGAGGAGCGGGUGCCCGAGGAGGACAGUAGGUGGCAAUCGAGAGCGUCCCCCCAGUCGAGUGGCCGUCCAGGGCAGGAGGGGGAAGGGAGCCUGGAACCCAAGCCGCAGCCUCUGCAGACCCAGGUCUGUCUAGAACCUAGCUGCCCAGAAGCUGACGAGAAGGGCCAGAAUGGGGACGACUUGUCCGCUGGCGGAGCACCCCCGCCGGCGGCGGGAGGGGAACCGAGGCCCGAGGCCGAACCGCUCACCCAGCCAUGUCACGACUCCCAGGCCAAUAAGUUGGGGGCUCCUGCCGCAGGGGGCGAGGAGUCGUGGAGACAGCAGCAGAGACAGCUGGGCAAGAAAAAACAUAGGAGACGCCCCUCUAAGAAGAAGCGGCAUUGGAAACCAUACUACAAGCUGACCUGGGAGGAGAAGAAAAAGUUCGACGAGAAACAGAGCCUGCGAGCUUCGAGGAUUCGAGCCGAGAUGUUCGCCAAGGGCCAGCCGGUCGCGCCCUAUAACACCACACAGUUCCUCAUGGAUGAUCACGACCAAGAAGAGCCGGAUCUCAAAACCGGCCUCUACCCCAAGCGGGCCGCUGCCAAAUCCGACACCAGCGAUGAGGACUUUAUGGAAGAAGCGGGCGAGGAGGAUGGGGGCAGCGAUGGGAUGGGAGGAGACGGCAGCGAGUUUCUGCAGCGGGACUUCUCGGAGACAUACGAGCGGUACCACGCGGAGAGCCUGCAGAACAUGAGCAAGCAGGAGCUCAUCAAGGAGUACCUGGAGCUGGAGAAGUGCCUCUCGCGCAUGGAGGACGAGAAUAAUCGGUUGCGGCUGGAAAGCAAGCGGCUGGGCGGCGACGACGCGCGUGUGCGGGAGCUGGAGCUGGAGCUGGACCGGCUGCGCGCCGAGAACCUCCAGCUGCUGACGGAGAACGAACUGCACCGGCAGCAGGAGCGACCGCCGCUGUCAAAGUUUGGAGACUAGACUGAAACUUUGGGGGGGAGGGGGCAAAGGGGACUUUUUACAGUGCUGGAAUGUAACAUUAUAUACAUGUGUAUAUAAGACGGUGGACCUUUUUAUGACACAUAAUCAGAAGAGAAAAUCCCUUGCUUUGGUUGGUUUGGUAAAUUUAACUAUGAUGUAGCUUGCGUGCUUUCUCCUGUUCUUUAAUUAUGUGAAACUUGAGGGUUGCUUUUCUUGUUUUUCUUUUUAGAAGGUUUUGUUUGUUUGUUUUUAUGUGCAAGUAAUUUGACCAAGUUAUGCGUUUUUCUGUUAAAAACCCUCUCCUUAAACGGAGCUAUGAGGUGGCCAAAUCUGAGAACCAUUAAAUUCAUUCUAGAUAUAAUAAAUUUAAUAUUUGUAAAUGGAACAGUUUGUGUGAUUUCUAGAGCUAAUUCAAAAACAGUACUGAUUUUAUGCCAUUGCAUUUUUUGGGGGUAAAGAAAUCAUUAAAUUUGUCAGUUUGAAAAAUCUUUAAUGGGAGAAUUUUCAGUUUGCCGAUUUUUCCCUUGAGUGGGUUUUGGUAUGCUACAAGCUACAGUUCAGGCAAAAUAUAAAGAUGUAAAUAUAGCGUCCAACUUAA